This is a messenger RNA of Closterium sp. NIES-67, 1143 nucleotides long. The record is from the annotation of a GenBank genome assembly. NCBI's taxonomy places the organism in Eukaryota, Viridiplantae, Streptophyta, Zygnematophyceae, Desmidiales, Closteriaceae.
CGGCCAAGCCAUGGCUCUCAUCCAUUCUCCUAUCCACAAUCUCCUUGCUGAGGCCUGAACAGCCUGAAUCCACCUCUAUCCUUCACUCCCCACUUGCCAGGCACGGUUGUGUUCUGUCCAGGCCUCUCACAGCAGAGGACCAUUGCCCCACUACUCCCUGAUCGUUCUCCUGCUACCGCUUACGAAUUAGUUAUUGCAAUCGCAUCCUUAAUUUAGCCGAAGCUUCGCCCCGCAUUGCUUUCUCCGUGACUGCUGCUCCAUUUAUCCGUCAUCUGCUGACCGCCUUCGGUUCAUGGCGUCGCUGUUCAAGCCGGGAUGCUCGGAGGCGUAUCGAGCUGUGUUUUCAGACGACACGCCGGAGUCGUGGUGCUGGCUAGGCUACGAGGGCAACUCGCUCGUCCCGCUGGGGACAGGCACCGGCGACGUCAACGAAAUGGUUGCAAAGUGCGAGGACAAUAACAUUCUGUACGGGCUGCUCCGGCUGGUGAAGAUGGACGACGGCGGCGACUCCAAGCGCGUGAAGUUCGUGUUCAUCACGUGGGUCGGCGAGAGCGCGUCGCCGCUGAAGAAGGGCAAAGUGGCGCUCCACAAGAAGGACUGCGCGACUUUGUUCCAGGGCUUCCACAUUGAGAAGCAGCUGUACGAGCGGGAGGCGCUGGCGGGGCUGGAGAAGGAUAUCGACGACUCGCUCAAGAGGGCGGGUGGGGCCAACUACGACAUGGGCAACAUCCGCAUGGGCGUGCAGGCCGGCAACUCCGACAGCUACAAGUCCGCGUCAAAGAAGUUUUUCGAGAAGAAGGAAGCGGAGACGAAUAUCACGAGCAUAGUGUACAACAAGGGGCCCCUGCAGAAGGGUAUCACGGCAUGUGACCUCGGUGGCCGGCAAUUUGUGGCCUCACAUGCUGAUGCCAAGAAGAACAUCAAGGGCUAUGAAAGCCCACUCAGGGGCAGCCCAUCCAGUGCGAAAGGAUAGUGAAUUCAACCACUGCUCUGACAUCGAGGGUUUGUUUUGGGCGAAUAAUUUAUUGGUUAGGUAGAGCACGUCUUUGGCGUCCUCAUAACGAAAAAAGGGUGUGGGGUUAUGCAAGACACUGAUUUUUGUACUCUUCGCUUGUUGAGUGAUAUUGACCAAUAUGGACGUAC